This is a messenger RNA of Fraxinus pennsylvanica, 1260 nucleotides long. Lineage: Eukaryota; Viridiplantae; Streptophyta; Magnoliopsida; Lamiales; Oleaceae. The record is from the annotation of a GenBank genome assembly.
AUGACAUCCGAUGAAUCCUUUAGAUCUCUCUCUCUAGACUAUCUCAAUCUCCUAAUCGACGGUCGAGCUUUCAGUGAUGUAACCUUCAGUGUAGAGGGUCGUUUAGUCCAUGCUCACAGGUGCAUUCUAGCAGCCAGGAGUCUCUUCUUCAGGAAAUUCUUUUGCACCGCGCCGCCAUCAUCCUCGCGAGGUUCCAACUCUCCGGAGAUCAUACCGGUGGAUUCAGUGGGCUAUGAAGUGUUUCUUUUGAUGCUUCAGUUCUUGUACAGUGGUCAAGUUUCGGUUAUACCUCAGAAGCAUGAGGCAAGGUCUAAUUGUGGGGAGAGAGGAUGUUGGCAUACACAUUGUACCUCAGCCGUUGAUCUUGCUCUUAAUACACUUGCAGCCGCUAGAUCUUUUGGGGUGGAACAGCUUGCUUUGCUAAUUCAGAAACAAUUGGCAAGUAUGGUGGAGAAGGCUUCUAUUGAUGAUGUUAUGAAAGUUUUAAUAGCUUCAAAAAAGCAAGAAAUGAACCAAUUAUGGACUGCUUGUUCCCAUUUGGUGGCAAAAUCUGGCCUUCCAACAGAAGUUCUGGCCAAGCACCUCCCCAUCAACAUCGUAGCCAAGAUAGAAGAGCUCCGCUUUAAGUCCUCCAUCGUCUGCCGGUCCAUAAUGCCCCACCGCCAUGAUCACACCAGCUCCGCCAGUGAUCUCGAGGACCAGAAAAUCCUCCGCAUGCGACGAGCCCUCGAAUCAUCAGAUGUCGAACUUGUAAAGCUGAUGGUUAUGGGAGAAGGCCUAAAUCUUGAUAAAGCAUUGGCCUUGCAUUAUGCUGUUGAAAAUUGCAGUAGAGAAGUGGUAAAAGCUUUACUAGAACUUGGAGCAGCUGAUGUGAAUUAUCCUGCAGGACCACUAGGCCAAACACCACUUCAUAUCGCAGCCGAAAUGAUGUCACCGGACAUGGUGGCGGUCCUCCUUGACCACCAUGCCGACCCGAAUGUCCGAACAUUCAAUGGGAUAACUCCUCUCCAUGUACUCCGGACCCUAACAUCUGAUUUUCUUUUCAAAGGAGUAGUCCCGGGGCUAACACAUAUUGAACCAAACAAACUAAGGCUGUGCCUCGAGCUAGUCCAAUCUGCCGCCAUGGUGAUUUCUAGGGAGGAGGAGGGCGACGACAAUGCGCCGCCGUCUUCCGCCACCUUUAACCCACAAAUUAGUGAAGGCCAUCAUAGACAGAGAGAAGCCAUGAGUCAAAAUCACCCUUUACUGUACCCAGAAUAG